Messenger RNA from Salvelinus fontinalis (brook trout), 1091 nucleotides. It is a transcript of the gene cfap119, whose product is annotated as cilia and flagella associated protein 119. The coding region runs from base 67 to 876 and encodes 269 amino acids. The record is from RefSeq and is a predicted model, not a curated record. Lineage: Eukaryota; Metazoa; Chordata; Actinopteri; Salmoniformes; Salmonidae. The transcript has 9 exons.
AAAUUAGUUUCAAAUCGAUUAAUUUAUCUACAAUUUAGCUAAUUGCAGUUAUAUUUAACCAGAGAAAUGAAAUUGGCUGGGAAAAUAAAGGAACCUGACCCCCUGAACCCCAAAGUCUUGCUAUGGGCAGACGUAAGCUACAGUGACAUGGAGGAAAUUGAAAACACCAAGGCCAUACCAGAGCUAAAGAGAACUCUAUGCUGUGUGCUGGGAGUAAACAUUCCUGAGCCGAGGAGGGGAGUCCUGCUGGAGCUCUAUGUCCACACAGUGCUGUUCUGUAGAGAGAGCAACUUCAACAGAGAGCAGACAUCUGUCCUCCUCUCCAUUGUCAAGAGCAUGCAUCAGGCUAACACGGAAACUCCACUCAACAAUAUGGGCCAUUGCUAUGCAUACUGCAGUGAACUUCUGCUCUGUCACUCUGUCAGGAGACCUCCCUUCAGUAUCAGCCUGUUCAGCUCUGAGGAAGUGACCCAGAUCUUGAAGUAUCUCCUUAACACCUAUUUUAGACAUUACAAUCUGUACAAGUACAUAUUCACCCCGCAGGUUAGAUUGGAUCUGUCUUUUUCCUACUCUGGCAUGCCAGACGAAGACCCUGUCACUGAGACUGACGCAGUAUCAUCAGAUGGGUACUGCAAGAAGGAAAACGAGCCAGAGACUGCAGAAAGGGAGCAGCCCAUUGAAGCAAUGAACACAGGGCCAGAGGUGGCUAAUAAAGAUCCAUCGCCCAAGUCAGAGUUGCGGACGAUAAUACAACAGGAAAUGAGAGAGGAGAUGAUACAUAUGUCAAGGCAACUAGAGCAACGAUUGAAGGAAAGUGCAGAUCGGCUAAAUAGCGCUCUGACUUCACUGGAGACCAAUCUCCAAGGCAAAAAGUAAACAUCAAAGCCUGAUUUUUAUCUAUGCAUUUCAUUCUGUUCUUUGCACGAAAACACAUUAGCCAAAUUUGAGAUAUAAGUUAUUUGUGGGUGUCUGUCAGUAAAGAGGUUGAUUGCGUAACCAUGCUUUUGUUAACUCCUUUAACACAAAAUCAACACACAAAUAUGACAAAGUAAAUAGGUUACUUUCAUUAUCAAUAAAAUAUUGGUCUUUCA